Thlaspi arvense is the source of this 1744-nucleotide messenger RNA. The record is from the annotation of a GenBank genome assembly. Lineage: Eukaryota; Viridiplantae; Streptophyta; Magnoliopsida; Brassicales; Brassicaceae.
CUCCACAAACAACAAAACAAAUGCAAAAUGAAAGCAAAAACUUCUUCUUUUCAAAAGUGUAGAGAAAAAAACACACUCAUACCUAACUUUGCUUCUUUUCUUUAUUCUUAUCAUCUUUCCUUUUUCCCCGAAAAUUCCCGAAUAUCAACAACAAAAGAAACACUUCAUGAUAUUAUGAUGAAGAUCUAUACAUUCAGUUUCUUAGUCUGCUUGUUUUUUAAACUCCAAGGUCACUGCAAAUCAGAUGUCAACCUUGGUUUUACUCUGACACUCUCUUCUCCUGUAGAAUACACUCCCGGAUUUAUGGGCAAAGCUUAUAUAAUUGAGACAGCAUCAUCAUCAACAACAAGAGAACCCGUUUUCAAAGCCGCGUUAACGAUGGAAUCAAGCGAUGAUAAUGCAAGAUAUUUGUGUUCUCUCCAAGUUUUCUUUGGAGAUGUAAGAGUUUGGAACUCAGGGCACUACUCAAAGAUGUAUGUUUCUAACAAAUGCAUCAUCGAGCUCACGAAAGAUGGAGACCUGAGGCUAAAGAGUAACAAUAAACACGUUGGAUGGCGAAGUGGAACCUCAGGACAAGGCGUAGAGAGGCUGGAGAUAGAGAGCACAGGGAAUCUAGUGUUGCUUGAUGCUAUGAGAUUGAUCAAAUGGCAAAGUUUCAACUUCCCAACAGAUGUGAUGUUGAGUGGUCAGAGACUAGACGUGGCUACGCAGCUAACUUCAUUCCCAAAAGACUCGACUUUGUUCUACUCGUUCGAAGUUUUGCGCGACAAGAUUGCUCUUUUCCUCAACUUGAACAAGCUCAAGAAGUACUCUUAUUGGGAGUACAAGCCUAAAGAGAACAGAACGGUCAACUUCGUGAGAUUAGGGUCAAAGGGUCUUGACGUAUUCGACGAUAACAGCCACAGAAUAGGGAGGAUAGAGCAACCUUUGAUCAGAUUCUUGGCGAUUGGGAACAAAACCGGAAAUUUAGGGCUUUAUUCUUAUAAACCGGAAAAGGGAAAGUUCGAGGCAUCUUUUCAAGCGGUGAGCAAGACUUGUGAUCUUCCUGUUGCAUGUAAACCAUAUGGAAUCUGCACGUUCUCCGAGUCUUGUUCUUGCAUUAAGAUUGCGAGCGAUGGAGAUUGCAACAGCAACGAGGAAGAAGAAGGGCUUUCGAUGAAGAGGUUAUGCGAUCACGAGAUGGUUGAGCUAGAAGGAGUCACUACAGUGCUAAGAAACGGUACAGAAGCGAGAAACGUGAGCAGAGAAAGAUGUCAAGAGCUGUGUAAGAAAGAUUGUGAGUGUAGAGCUGCGAGUUACACUGUCUCUGGUGGGCGUUGUGUCAUGUAUGGGGUUGUGAUGGGUGUUAAGGAGAUUGAGAGAGUGAGUGGAAUGAGUUAUAUGGUGAAGAUUCCAAAAGGAGUGAGACUGAGUGAUGAGAAACCGAAUGUGAGAAAAUGGGUUGUGGGAUUAGUUGGAGGGAUUGAUGCUUUUGUCAUUUUGCUGCUUCUUUCUGGAUUUGGCUUUUAUUACAUCCGGAAGCGACGUAAAAGCUCGUCGCCGCCGCAACAACAGCCCAAUACAGCAGAUUAGAUUUCAGAAUUUUGUUGCACAUGUACACAUCGAUACCAUUUUUUUAUAAUGUAUUUGAUCUAUUUAUCAAAUUGUAGAAAAAUUGUGGGUGUUUUACAGUUUAUAUUUCAAUAUAUGGGAGAUAGUUUAGGGAAAGAUUGUUCUGUAGCAAUUUUGAGGUUUAUUAAUUUGA